UUUCUUUCUUCAAUGAGCCGUGUCAUCAUUGGUAGUUUGGUACUAGGAAAAAAAUAGAAAUCAUUCCGACGUAAAUAAAACUGAAAGAGUCCUUUUUGUCUGUUCUUCGAUAUCUUCUAUAUAGUCCACACAUUGAAUCUCGUAGCAAAGACACAAUUUAAUUUAGUUCAUAAUUUGACUAAGAUUUUGGUGAUUGACAAACGAUGGCGGACAAAGUGGUUCUGUUGGAUACAUGGGCCAGCAUGUUUGGUAUGAGAGUAAGGAUUGCAUUGGCUGAAAAGGGUGUUGAGUAUGAGUACAAGGAAGAGAAUCUCAUCAGGAACAAGAGUCCUUUGCUUCUGCAGAUGAAUCCAGUUCACAAGAAAAUCCCAGUUCUCAUCCAUAAUGGCAAACCCAUUUGUGAAUCUGGAAUUAUUGUGCAGUACAUAGAUGAGGUUUGGAAGGGCAAAGCUCCAAUCUUACCCUCUGACCCAUAUGAGAGAGCUCAAGCUAGAUUAUGGGUGGAUUACAUUGACAAAAAGGUAUAUCAUGCUUCUAAAAGAGUAUGGACUACAGAUGGAGAUAAAAAAGAGGUGGCAAAGAAGGAGUUCUUUGAGAGCUUAAAGCAAUUGGAGGAGGUUCUUGGAGAUAAGCCAUAUUUUGGGGGUGACACGUUUGGGUUUGUGGAUGUUGCUCUCAUCCCUUUCUAUUGUUGGUUUUAUACUUAUGAGACCUUUGGAGGCUUCAAAGUGGAGGCAGAGUGUCCAAAACUUAUUUCAUGGGCUAAGAGAUGCAUGCAGAAAGAAAGUGUAUCUAAAACUCUAGCAGAUGAGAAGGAAGUGUAUGAGUCUGUUUUAGAUUACAAGAAGAAAUUUGUGCUGAGCUAGUGGACACUGAACACUAGAGUAAACCACAUGGUUCAGGUCAUUGUGCCUGUUUUUUCAAUUGACAAAUUCCUGUUGCUUCAAACUUUGUGAAUUUCCAUUAUGCUUCAUAGACUUUGUGCACA
Messenger RNA from Lotus japonicus, 988 nucleotides. Its product is annotated as glutathione S-transferase 3-like. The record is from RefSeq and is a predicted model, not a curated record. Gene Ontology annotation, molecular function: glutathione transferase activity. The coding region runs from base 204 to 866 and encodes 220 amino acids. Lineage: Eukaryota; Viridiplantae; Streptophyta; Magnoliopsida; Fabales; Fabaceae. Gene Ontology annotation, biological process: glutathione metabolic process. Gene Ontology annotation, cellular component: cytoplasm. The transcript has 2 exons.